AUGGCGACGGCUUCGCCACCAAAACCGUGGGAGAGAGCGGGCGCCGCAGGAAACACACUAUCAACAGCACCAAUCGCUGGCACCCCAGCAGCCUCAACAGCAAUGACUUCAACCACCCCCGCAACGGCGUCCACACCCGACCUCCCAUCCCGACCCAGCGCCCUCAACUCAGUGGUGAACAACACCGCCUCAAACUACUCUCCCUAUGGAGCCUCCCGGCUAGGCACAGGCGGCUACGGAACAGGAUACGGCGGUAUGGGUGGUUACUCGUCGCCGUACUCCCGCUUCGGCUCCAUGGGCGGCAUGGGCUCCAUGUACGGUGGCUAUGGCGGCUACGGGAGUAGCAUGUAUGGCGGCAUGGGUGGUAUGGGUGGUAUGGGCAUGGGAGGGAUGUACGGCGGCAUGCCGGGACAGGAUCCCAAUGAUCCUAACAGUUUGACGAACUCGUUUGGGCAGAGUACCCAGGCGACUUUCCAUAUGAUUGAGAGUAUUGUCGGUGCGUUUGGGGGCUUUGCUCAGAUGCUGGAGAGUACUUAUAUGGCUACUCACAGUUCUUUCUUUGCGAUGGUCUCGGUCGCAGAGCAGUUUGGAAACCUGCGCAAUACCCUCGGCUCGGCUCUGGGUAUUUUCACGAUUAUUCGGUGGUUCAGGACUUUGAUCGCCAAGUUGACUGGUCGUCCUCCGCCUGCUGAUGCUACGUCUUUGACUCCUGCUGCUUUCGCGGCUUUCAUGGGUGGACGCGCAGCCACUACCCUCCCUGAUGGCUCGCCGGCUCCUGCUAAGCCAUCGAAAAAGCCUUUCUUCAUGUUCUUGAUUGCCGUGUUCGGUCUGCCCUACCUGAUGGGUAAGCUCAUCAAGGCGCUGGCACGGUCCCAGGAAGAAGAGGCCCGUCGCCGCCAGCAGCUGGUCGGCCCCAACGGCGAGCCCGGCUCGGCAUCUCUCGACCCAUCCAAGCUGGACUUCUGUCGUCUCCUCUACGACUACACUCCUGAGACGCAGGAGAGCAACGGAAUCGAUCUCGCUGUGAAGAAAGGCGACAUCGUCGCCGUCCUCAGCAAGUCCGACCCUAUGGGCAAUGCCUCGGAGUGGUGGCGUUGCCGUGCCCGCGACGGGCGCGUCGGCUACCUUCCCGGUCCAUACCUGGAGACCAUCCAGCGUCGACCCACCCAGCAAGCGAUCACCACCGGCAGCGAACCCGGUUCUCGCACUACGUCAUUGAAGGGCGAUGCCACCGAGGCCCGCACACAGAGUCUAUCCUCGCUGUCCAAGCCCGAGCAGAAGCCUGAGCUGAAUGGCAAGAUGGGUGAUAUCUCACCCGAGAGCUUCCAGAAGAGCACUUUCUACUCUUGA
Messenger RNA from Penicillium antarcticum, 1350 nucleotides. It is a transcript of the gene pex13, whose product is annotated as peroxin PEX13. NCBI's taxonomy places the organism in Eukaryota, Fungi, Ascomycota, Eurotiomycetes, Eurotiales, Aspergillaceae. The transcript is spliced from 3 exons. Gene Ontology annotation, molecular function: protein binding. The coding region runs from base 1 to 1350 and encodes 449 amino acids. Gene Ontology annotation, biological process: protein import into peroxisome matrix, docking. The record is from RefSeq and is a predicted model, not a curated record. Gene Ontology annotation, cellular component: peroxisome; peroxisomal importomer complex; peroxisomal membrane.